Messenger RNA from Oncorhynchus tshawytscha (Chinook salmon), 2614 nucleotides. Its product is annotated as NEDD8 ultimate buster 1. The record is from RefSeq and is a predicted model, not a curated record. NCBI's taxonomy places the organism in Eukaryota, Metazoa, Chordata, Actinopteri, Salmoniformes, Salmonidae. Gene Ontology annotation, biological process: regulation of ubiquitin-dependent protein catabolic process. Bases 1101 to 1877 code for a protein of 258 amino acids. The transcript is spliced from 12 exons. Gene Ontology annotation, molecular function: protein binding.
UCGAAUAUAUUCCUCCGCCGAGGAGUGAUACCAAUAUAUUGGAGCGAUCCAAUAUAGUGAAGCAUAACCACUUUCCAGAAGUUCUCUGUGUUUUUAGAGCGAUGACAAAUUGGCCCACGUGACUUAUCCUAGUGUGAAAGAGAAGAUAAACAACAUUCUCGGUUCAGAAAUGUUCCUAUCAGAACAAUACGGUGACAAUGUUAACAACACUUCAAACAAUGGCGGAGCUACAUAUUCAGGAAAAGCUGGUAAAUCUUUUAAAUCAAGGUAAUAUUCAGCUCAGGAAUCCACCUUACACAACAGAUGACAGCGAGGCAGGACAGCAAUCUCUUCAGUGAACUAUGCCCCCAUUGUGUGCAUCUCUGUGUCUGAAGUGGCCAGUGCCUUGGAGAGCCUCCGAUCCCAGGCAGUAAAGAGUGGAAUGGGGAACAAGACCUACGGAGAGACGUGUGUGGAACUCUUUCUGCCUAAAGACUUGAAAAAGCUAUGUGGGUGGGUGUGUUUGCCCUGACACAGCCUACAGAAAAUAAAGUAAUUCCACAUUGUUACCCAUUCCUUUAGUAUACCAAGAAGAAUAACUAUUUGGAGACACAACUGGAUGUCUUUGCUCAAGAUAUCAUGGAUAGGAUUACUGAACAAUAUGGACUUAAAUACAUCCAGUUAAUUUUUAAAGGGAAGACACUGACUCCUGAGAAGCGUCUGGAUGAACAGAAUGUGAAGAACAGAAGUAAGAUGAUGGUUCUGCGGGUGAGCGUGCCAGAGAGGAAGAACCAGAUGUUGGCGGUGGAGGAGGAGAAGAAAACGCAGGACCAGUGUCCAGAGAACCCAGAGGGGCUUCCAGAUCCUAUCAGAGAGAUGGCACCGAUGAUCCAGCCACGACUCCAUUCCUAGAGAUUGCUGAUCAGAAGGGGAACCCCCUGAAAAUACCUCACAGUAAAAAAAAGGUAGUCUAGACAAAGGACUAAUGAACAUAUUACCAAUAUUAUAUUCAUAACUGUCAUGGUAAGCAGUAUGAGUGGGUGGCAAGCUCACACAACUUAUGGCUUGUAUGGUUCUAGCCAUGUGUCCUGUGUGAAUUCAAACUCCACUGACUAUUUCUAAUGCUGUGUGAUUGUUGUCCUAAGGCUCUGAUUUUAGCCAUGGGGUUCCAUGAGAAAGGCCGUGCUCUGAUGAAGAGGAAACAGUAUGAAACUGCUCUGGGCCGCCUGGUGCAAGCUGACGACCAGUUUGUUAAGUGUGGCUCCAAGCUCUUGAACACAGUGGACAACUAUGCAGUACUGCAGCUGGACAUAGUGUGGUGCUACCGAGCCUUGGAGGCCCUGUCCUAUCUGGAUGACGGCAAGCGGAGGCUGCAGAUUUCCGAGGACUGCGUCCACAAUUGCUACGGAGACCAGCAGCAGAGGCUCAUGAAGAUCAAGGGAAACACCAGAGGAGAGGAGGUGCUGUUCCUCAGGCUGUACCUCCUGCAGAGCAUACUGGCGCACAUGGCUGAGGAGCUGUAUGAGCGUCUGUGUCUGGACCCAGGGGAGAUAAAAGCGCUGAAGGAUCUGGGGUUCUCUGAGCAGGAAGCCCGUCUGGGUCUGAGGGCCUGCCAUGGCAACGGAGGCGAGGCCACGCUGCACAUCUCCCAUAGGAGACAGGAGAGGGAGGAGAUGAAACAGAAGGAGAGUGAGAAGAGGAGGAUGUGUGUGGAGGGCCUGGCUACCCUCAGAGCGCUGGGUUACUCCAAGAAAGACGCUGCCUGGGCCCUCCUUCAGACAGAAGGAGACAUGGACAGAGCCUACAGGGGGAGAGACUGUCAUCGCCACUGCAAAAACACACAUUGCUUUUCAAUACGCCAUGAAGGAGGAUAUGCCAACCGUCAAAACAUGUUAUGAUAACCAGAGCCAUGAAGCAAACUUACAUAGCAUACUUUGCUAAUGUGUUUUUUUCCCUCUUUAUCCUUGUUUGCUUGUUUCCUCUAGAUGCUUCUAGAUUCUGCUGCUAGAACCAACAACACAGAGCUCCCCAUAAGUCAAUCCAAGGUUGAGCAGCUGACAUACCCAGGUUUUGAGCCGGAGGGGGCCACCCAGCUGCUGCAGGACAACCAGGUGGUCCUGCCCCCAGAACUGCUGUCCCCCUCUCCCGCCUCCUCACUGUCUGAGGAGCCCAGCACCACCUCUGAGUCCGCAGGUUCUGGGAGCCAAGGGAAGGCCCCUACGGACGUCGACCUGGUGAAUGAGGUGCUGGAGGACAUCCCUAUACACGAAGAGGACUACCUGGACCUGACCCUGGAGGAGGAGAGCGAGGUCAUAGACAAGAUGAAGUCCUACCUCUACAAGAAAUGUGCCGCCUCCAACUAAAGUACUGUCCAGCCAGCAGCCAUUUUGAAAGCACUUCCACCACCACCUAUUCCAAGGGUUUUUGAUUUGAGUCUUUUUAGGCCCCAAAUUAGGUUUGUUUUUCUCUCCUCCACAAGCAAUAUAUUGAAAAUGGUAUCUUCUGUUCUUGUACUAAAGUGUUAUUGAGUUUAAUAACACAAACAUUUGAAGCUGGUUGACUAUAAUUUGUAAGGAAAUAAACUGACAUGGUGUUACGGCUUUCUUCCGUCGAAGGAGGAGCGGACCAAAAUGCA